Rhineura floridana is the source of this 2817-nucleotide messenger RNA. RefSeq names its product exocyst complex component 5 (gene EXOC5). The transcript has 18 exons. The coding region runs from base 379 to 2595 and encodes 738 amino acids. NCBI's taxonomy places the organism in Eukaryota, Metazoa, Chordata, Lepidosauria, Squamata, Rhineuridae. Gene Ontology annotation, biological process: exocytosis; Golgi to plasma membrane transport. Gene Ontology annotation, cellular component: exocyst; cytoplasm. The record is from RefSeq and is a predicted model, not a curated record.
CCUUAAGCAGAGCCUCAUUUCCCAUCGCCUCAAGAAAGCCGUUUCACCCGCACAGAGCGGGGAGGCCCUCAAAGGAGGCCGUCCUCGGGCCCUCCUCGCGCCAGCCGGGACCUCCGGGUGGGCGGCUGACUGACUGAGGAGACCCCACUCCACCGGGCCUCUCCCUUGCACCGAGGCCCGGCUUUCGGGCCUAGGCGUCGGAGGAGGCAGCGGCUGCUGACUGAAGCGCUUGGGCGGAGCUGCGAGUGGGAGCCGCCCGGGAGGCCUGUGGGUUGGUUUCCGGAGAAGGAGGGGUUGGAAGUUGCCGCCGCCGCCGCCGCCGCCAGGGCCCGUCAGGUCGAGCUGCGCCGCCGCCGUGGGGAGAGCGAGCGGGAGACAAUGGAGGAGGCCUGGGCUGGGCGCCGUGCGGGGGGCCUGAGGGGGCGGCUGCGGGACAAAGAGGCCGAAGCAGGAGGUGGCGGCACCAUGGCGGCCGUCACGCCCGAGCUCUUCGAGGAGCCCUUUGUGGCAGAUGAGUACAUUGAACGCCUGGCGUGGAGGACUCCCGGCGGAGGUUCCCGAGGUGGCAUGGAAGCUUUUGAUCCCAAAAGAUUACAAGAAGAAUUUGUGAACCAUAUCAACGAACUGAAGUUGCUAGAUGAAAGAAUCCAGAGAAGGGUGGAAAAGUUAGAGCAGCAAGUCCAGAGAGAAGCCAAGGAAUUUGCCAAGAAGGUUCAAGAGCUGCAGAAAAGCAACCAGGUUGCCUUCCAACACUUCCAAGAACUAGAUGAGCAUGUCAGCUACGUGGCAACUAAAGUCUGUCACCUUGGCGACCUGCUGGAGGGGGUAAACACGCCCCGGCAACGUCUAGUGGAGGCUCACAAACUGAUGAAAUACUUUAAUGAGUUUCUAGAUGGAGAGCUGAAGUCUGACGUUUUCACCAACCCUGAAAAGAUUGAAGAGGCAGCUGAUAUUAUCCAGAAGCUGCAUCUGAUAGCACAGGAAUUGCCUUUUGACAGGUUUUCUGAAGUAAAAUCCAAAAUAGCAAGUAAGUAUCAUGAUUUAGAGUGCCAACUGAUCCAGGAGUUUACCAGUGCGCAAAGAAGAGGGCAAAUCUACAGGAUGAGAGAAGUAGCUGCAGUCUUGCUUCACUUUAAGGGCUAUUCCCACUGUGUUGAUGUGUAUAUAAAACAGUGCCAAGAGGGUGCCUAUUUGAGGAAUGAUAUAUUUGAAGAUACUGCUGUUCUCUGCCAGAAUGUGAACAAGCAGGUUGGCGACAUAUUUAGCAGCCCAGAGACUGUAAUGGCCAAACUUAUCCAGAAUAUCUUUGAAAUCAGACUUCAGAGUUAUAUAAAAGAACAGUUGGAAGAGCAUAAGAAAUCUGAUGCGGAGCAGUAUCUUCAGAACCUCCAUGAACUGUAUACAAGGACUACUAAUCUUUCAAGCAAAUUGAUGGAGUUUAACUUGGGCACUGAUAAGCAGACUUUCUUGUCUAAGCUUAUCAAAUCCAUCUUCGUUUCCUACUUGGAGAAUUACAUUGAGGUGGAAAUUGGUUAUUUGAGAAGCAGGAGCUCCAUGAUUUUACAGCGCUAUUAUGAGUCGAAAAACCACCAAAAGAGAGCCAUUGGAAGUGGAGGCAUUCAGGACCUCAAAGAGAGGAUACGGCAACGGACAAACCUGCCAUUGGGCCCAAGUAUCGAUACCCACGGGGAGACUUUCCUGUCCCAGGAUGUAGUGGUUAAUCUCUUGCAAGAAACUAAACAAGCUUUUGAAAGGUGCCACAGGCUUUCAGACCCUUCAGAUUUGCCGAAAAACGCCUUCAGAGUUUUCUCUUUGCUUGUGGACUUCUUGUGUAUCGAGCACAUUGAUUAUGCUCUGGAAACUGGGCUGGCUGGCAUUCCUUCCCCUGAUGCCAAAAAUGCAAACCUUUACUUCCUGGAUGUCGUGAACCAGGCUAACACCAUUUUUCAUCUCUUUGACAAACAGUUCAAUGACCACCUGAUGCCAUUGGUCAGUUCUUCCCCUAAGCUCUCUGAAUGUCUUCAGAAGAAAAAGGACAUCACGGAACAAAUGGAGGUGAAACUGGACAUGGGCAUUGAUAGGACGCUGAAUUGCAUGAUUGGACAGAUGAAGCACAUCUUGGCGGCGGAACAAAAGAAGACCGAUUUCAAACCAGAAGAUGAGAACAAUGUUCUGAUUCAGUACACUAAUGCCUGUGCCAAAGUCUGUAUGUAUGUCAGAAAGCAAGUGGAAAAAAUCAGGAAUUCUAUGGAUGGCAAGAAUGUGGACAGUGUCCUGAUGGAGUUUGGAGUUCGUUUCCAUCGGCUCAUCUACGAGCAUUUGCAACAAUAUUCCUACAGCUGCAUGGGCGGUAUGUUGGCAAUCUGCGAUGUAGCUGAAUACAGGAAAUGUGCCAAAGAGUUCAAGAUUGCACUGGUUUUGCAGCUUUUUGACACGCUCCAUUCCCUUUGCAACCUCCUUGUUGUAGCUCCCGAUAACUUGAAGCAGGUCUGUUCAGGAGAGCAACUGGCUAUUCUGGACAAGAACAUCCUCCAUUCCUUUGUACAGCUCCGCCUUGACUACAGAUCUGCUCGUCUUGGCCGCCACUUCAGCUGAGAGUGCAGAAGAAGCAAAACCAAGCAUUGUUUGGGACUUGUCUUACUAGAUAGCACAGUGGUGGCUUCUUUUGGGGGGAGAGGGAAUGGGCUGGGAGGUGGGGUGGAGGGGAGUGCUCAGUAGAAAAAUGGCAGAUGUCACUUUAACUGGGCCUUUCCAUUGUCCUCUUUUCAUCUUCCUUGUAAAAUAAAAACAGUCUCCAGAAAUUAAGGUUCUGGAAAA